Soboliphyme baturini is the source of this 225-nucleotide messenger RNA. The record is from the annotation of a GenBank genome assembly. NCBI's taxonomy places the organism in Eukaryota, Metazoa, Nematoda, Enoplea, Dioctophymatida, Soboliphymatidae.
AUGUUGGAAGCUCUGUCUGACGCGUCUGCAUCGGCGACCCGAAAGGAGAAGCGGCGAUGGAAGAUGACGAUUCAGGGCUCAUGGCACCAAAUGACCAUGUCCGCCUCAAUUUCAUUCAUCCACAAUGAACUUGACGGUGGUUGCCGACAGUCGACCGUCCAGGUGCCCUUUGGCUUGUUCUUUAAGGAACCGAUCGAUGUCUGCGAAUGGCCGAGCGUUGCCGAA